ACUAAAAGUUUAUUUCGCGACGAGAACCACGACGACGACGACGUUUACAAUCGUAUCCGUCGGUAUAUAAAGAAAAAAAUAAAAAAACGAUCGUCAAAAUUCUAAUUUCUCCAAAUACCUAGAUUUGCAUAUAUCUAAACGGUCGUAUAAACCCGCUUUCAAACUAACAACUAUUCCUUUUUUUUCGACAAAAGAUCCCAUUUUUUUUAAACUUAACUGGAGAAAGUGAAAUCAAAGUGAUUUAUAAAUUUAAACAAAAUAAAAGUCAUUUUUGUCAAAUUUAAAAAGAAAUAAAAUCAAACUUUUUUUUUCUUGGACUUAAAUGCAAAUUAUAUAUGUGUCGACUGUGCGUGACUGAACUUUUAGACCAAUUUAAACUUUCCAUCACCUUUUUUGCUCUAUAAUUAAAAACCAAAACAAAUAUAUCAAAAAAUUAAUUAAAAAUGUGCCAACAGCAACAAAACGAUAUGAAUUCACAAAUUGAAAUUUUUCUUGAAAACGGUAUGCCGCGCAAAUUUGGAAAAUCUGUUGCGAAAACUCUUAAAAAAAGAGCUGCUGCGGCUGCUGCAAAAAAUAACAACAACAACAAAAACAGAACUAACUGCACAAACUGUCCCAAUUGUAGUGGAUGCAUAAAUCCCAACAAUGAUUUCCUAAAUAAUCCUUGCGUCUGCAGUUAUAGCAGCACAAGUGGUAAUAGCAGUGCCGCCGAGGAUGACUCCUCUUCGCCUCUAACCGAUGAUGAGAUUUUAAAUAAAUUAAUUCGUUCUUCAGCAUCAUCAGCAAAAAGUAGUAAAAAUAAUUCAACUACCGAAGAUGAAGACUCAGAUGAAUCACUGGUUGAUUCAGAUACUGGAUUCCGUAGUAGUCGUAGGAAAUCAUCAUCGAGUCAAGUUAAAAUUAAUCAAACUGUGCGACCGUCAGGAUGUCCAAUGGCAGCUAUGUUAGCUGCUAGAAACAAAAUCAUUGGUACAUUAUCAUCAGCAUCCUCUUCAGCAUCCGCAUCCACAUCUCCAGCAGUAACAUCAUCAUCUGCAACAGCAGCAGAAUCUCAUUCAUCAGUAUCUUCGAUAGGAGCCGAAUCGGCUUUGGCCAUAUCAACAGAAACAACAUUAAAAGAUGAUCUUUUGGCUAUAUUCACAAAGCUUACAAUAAAAGUCAUCCACAGAUUUAACCAAAUUUCAACAAAAGUGCAAAAAUCUAAAACAUUCAGAAUUUUAAGUAAAACAACACAACCGGCCCAUGUGAUAGCCGUAAGCAUUGUUUCAUUUGUUUUGUUGGCCGUAUGGCCAAAUCUACUCGAGAACGAGGAGGCUGCAUUGAAUGCAAAUAAGAGACGUAGUGGUUUAGCAUUGGUUACGUAUCUAGGAGCAUUUGCAACACAUUUUGGUGCACAAAUUUGGAUGACAUUUGUCUCAGGUCUUGCAUUGUACUUUGCUCUACCGCGACACACCUUCGGUCUUUGUCAGCAAAUCCUGUUUCCAAAAUAUUUUGCCAUGAACUCAAUGCUCAGCAUCCUCACCUUGAUACUGUUUAUCAAAGUCAUAGCCGGCCGUUGGGAGUUCUCGUCGUAUGUACAAGUUAUUGCCCUUUCAACUUGUGCUGUCAUUGAAGUCACUGUCCGCCUUUAUUUGGCUCCACCACUCCUACGUUUGAUGCGAGAAAAACACAAGUUCGAGGUCACUGUUGGCAGUGGACAAGAAAUCGGAACACUUGAACCUGGUGACUUAGUCAAAUGCCCCCACUAUCAAGGAAUUCACAAGGCAUUCCGUCGCAUUCAUAUGACAGUUGCCAUGGGCAAUAUGACAGUUUUGGUGUGUACAUUCUUGCAUCUGCAUUAUUUGGCUUCCAAAAUCAGCGUUGGAUAAGAAUGCACAUAGUACACCCACUACCUACCUACAUCAUCCAAGAUAAAAUAAAAGAUGAGUCAAGAAAUCAUCAUUGGAUCCAAAGUAGAUAUUUAGAAGCUCCUAAAUUGGAGUUGACCCAUAGACAAAAAUAUAGAAGAAAAAAUUAAGAUUCCUUCAAAAGAAAAGAGAUUUUAGACAGAAAUAUGUUAACAACAAUCUAAAGACUAACAACGCCAUUCGGGCUAAAAAUAUGAAAUACAUUUCAAGCAUAAAUAAAAUAUUGAAAAUAUUUGAAUUAUGUCUGUGAUAUCUAAGCAAAUUCGGCAAAAGCAGGAACUUUUGUUAAAAAAUCAAGCCGAAUACGAAUUAUAACCCAAAAAAACAAAACCCAAGGGGUUAAGGUUGCACAUGAAACAAAGAAUCAUAUGUAAUGAAUUUUAAAGCCUAUCCCACGCAUUAUUUAUUAAAAUGCCAGAAAAUAUAGAAACAACGUAUGCCCACAUGAUAAUAUUUAAACAAAAAAUAGCAUCCUUCACAUCAUCCUAAUUUAUAAAAUAUGUAUUUUAAAAAAUAUCCCAGCGAAAAUUUUACGAAAAUUAAAAUUUAAUAAACUCAUUUACUUUCAUUUUAAAAAUCAAAAAAAUUAAAAUUAUAAGAUUAUAUAGGUACAUCAUUUUUAAAAUUUAUUAAUAAUUAUAUAAAAAAAAAAACAAAUUUAAUUUUAUUAUUUAUUUUAGAAUUUAUUUAAAUCAUAACAGAAACAAAAGUUAUAAAUUUUAUGUAUGUUUGUAUAAUUGUGGAUCGAAAAAUGUUUUCUUCUCUUGUGUUAAAAUUUGUUUAAAUUCGAAAAAAGCCAAAAAUAAAUAAAUUAAAUUUAAUAAUUAUUAUUGUGUAUGUUCUUGAAUAUUUUAUGCAUGUUUUUAUUUUUAUUUUCAUUUUUAUUUUUUCCGAAUCGAUAUUAAUGUUUUUUAGUGAUGUAUUUAUUGUGUUUUUAUCUAAGUUUGGCAAGAGAAAGAAGGAGACAAAAAGUAUUACUAAAUAUUGUGUUCUGUUUAAGAAAUUGUUUAGAAUAUAAAAUUUAGGUUAUAAGAAAGUUAAAAUUAUUUAAAUUUAGAUAAGAAACUGAGAGAAUCAAAAAGUAAAUGUAUCUCGACUUCCAAGAGUUGAGUGACCAGAAAAUGAAAGAAGAUAUGAAUCAAAAUAUAAAUUAUGGUAACAAAAAUUUAAAAAUUUAA
Molecule: messenger RNA, 3085 nt
Organism: Eupeodes corollae
Lineage: Eukaryota; Metazoa; Arthropoda; Insecta; Diptera; Syrphidae
Exons: 3
Coding region: 444-1868 (474 amino acids)
Source: RefSeq, a predicted model, not a curated record